Engraulis encrasicolus (European anchovy) is the source of this 2056-nucleotide messenger RNA. RefSeq names its product tubulin tyrosine ligase-like family, member 2 (gene ttll2). NCBI's taxonomy places the organism in Eukaryota, Metazoa, Chordata, Actinopteri, Clupeiformes, Engraulidae. Gene Ontology annotation, molecular function: tubulin binding; tubulin-glutamic acid ligase activity. Bases 20 to 1942 code for a protein of 640 amino acids. Gene Ontology annotation, biological process: microtubule cytoskeleton organization; protein polyglutamylation. The record is from RefSeq and is a predicted model, not a curated record. The transcript is spliced from 2 exons. Gene Ontology annotation, cellular component: cilium.
CGAAAGAUGACGAGUGAGGAUGAAUGAACCGGGGAUCGGAGAGGAGGGCGAAAGGGUUGAGGUGGAGGGUGUGUGCAACCUGUCAGCACCAGACACAGCACCUGAGCUUGAAAUGGCUACAGGUGUUGGUGAGACUGGACCGCUGGUGUUCCGCCUCCAUGAAGGGGCACCUGAGCUUGUGCGAGAGGUGCUUCUGGAGAGAGGCUGGCGGGAGUUUGCAGAACAACGGCAGGAGGAAGGAGACUGGAACCUCUAUUGGCGAUCAGCCGCCUUCCGCAACGCCGACUAUGACAAGAUCAUGCCCUGGCAGAGACUCAACCACCACCCAAAGACAGUUGGCAUUGCCCGCAAGGACUGGCUGGCACGGAAUUUAAGAAGAAUGAGGGGCACUUUUGGAUCAGCACUGUACAACUUCAGUCCGAUAUCUUUCAAUCUCCCUAAUGACUACAUUCGAUUUUUGGAGGAGUAUUCAAAGCACCGGCUAGCAAACGGUGGCGAGGGUGCAUACUGGAUUUGCAAGCCAGUGGAUCUUUCGAGAGGGAGAGGCAUAUUCAUUUUUGAGGACAUUAAAGACUUAGUUUAUGACUGCUCUGUCACUGUACAAAGAUACAUUAGCAAUCCUCUUUUGAUAUCAGGCUAUAAAUUUGACCUUCGAAUAUAUGUUUGCGUGAAGAGCUUCAGCCCCCUGACAAUCUACAUGUAUCAGGAAGGUUUGGUUCGUUUUGCCACUGAAAAAUUCAACCUCGGUGCUCUGAACAAUCUCUACUCUCAUUUAACCAACACUAGCAUAAACAAACUGGGACCCUUCUAUUCUACGGACAAAGAACACAUAGGCGAGGGCUGUAAGUGGACGCUGAGCAAAUUCCGCUGCUUCCUGCAAAGCUUGGGGAUCAAUGAGCUACUGCUUUGGCAAAAGAUUAACAACAUUGUGACCCUGACUCUUCUGGCCAUCGCCCCAUCCAUUCCCUCCCGUCGUAACUGUAUAGAGCUGUUUGGCUUUGACAUCCUAAUUGAUGAAAACUUCAAGCCAUGGUUGCUGGAAGUAAACUACAGCCCUGCUCUCUCGCUGGACUGUUCUGCCGAUAUAACUGUGAAAAAAGGACUCAUUAAUGACCUUGUUGACCUUAUGAACUACAAGGAAAUCGACUGCCUUCGCCAACGGGGAUAUUUGAAACAAAAAUACAAGAGGCCUUGCUAUUUGGGAAGUCAGGCCCUGCCGCCAAGAAGUCCUCAGGUACUCCUGCUUCCAAGAUGUCUGUGUAAGGAGUCAAUCUCUGAGAAGUGUCCGGGUCAUUCACACUUGUCAACCAGGGCGGGAUCAACAGAUUCUUUUGCGACUGCACACCAACCAUCUCAGGAUGGUUCAAAUGAGAACCUAAAUUGUGCCCUGCAAUUAAGUCUAGGAUCAAGUUUAAAACCAGUCGCUCUGCGUCAUGGAUGCAGGAAGCUGCGCUUGUCUCAUUUACAGAAGCCAGAGACAGUUGACCAUUCAAGGGCACAUGAUUUGGGGUCAGAGAAUGAGAGCAGGUCCUGUAUUUCAACUCCUGAUAAACGGACAGUUAAGAAAAACCCAAAGCAAAAAUCAAGCAGCUUCCUAAAGCUACCACCAAUUCACGGACAUAAAUAUAAGCCUCCAAUUUAUCCUUGGGAUAACAAAGUUAAAAUCCCUGGGGUGCCCCUGAGCCGCGUGGGUGACUUCAUUUUGACAUUUCCCUUCAAUGACGUAACCCUUAGAGCCUCACAGGCGCUCAACAUCAAGAUGGCUGUGCAGGAAGUUUACAAACUUACCAAGCUCAUCCAUUCCUGUCAUCACAAGGGGAAGCGAAGGAAAGAGGACACUGACAGACAGUCAGGGGGAGAAGGCAAGCUGGAGUUCCUGCUCUGGGGGCCAAGGAACCCCCCUUCACUGACUUCACUGAGUGACUGCUGCUUGAAAACAUGAUCUACCAUUUCAUUUUAUCUAAAAACUGAAAAAGGGGUGCAUCACAGGAGCAGGAAAAAAAACACCCAGUUCUUUUUUUUAAAAUUGACAAUAAAUUACCCGCAGCUCUUUCCA